UGUCCCAUAAUCUCUUCCAAACUCAGACUCAGAUGAUGAUGAGGAUGAGAUUCCAAUAACCAUUUUCACUCUUCUACUCAACAUCUCCACUUACUAACUCACUCACUCACUCACUUUGCUACUCCACACAAGAUGUUUCAUUGGAAAAUGAUAAUGGAAGCUUAGCAACAAUGGUGUGGAUAACAUCAUCAUCAUCAUCAUCAUCAUCAUCAUCACCACCAGCAGGAUGACUUGUGGGACAUCAGUCCUGAACCAAACCCAUCUUUUAUUUCCCACCAAAGAAACCCCAGAAUUCAAUUUCAGUUCCAAGGUCCAAGAAUGCAUCUCCUUGCUCAAAACAUGCAGAACCAUCAAAGAAAUCAACCAAAUUCAUGCCCGAAUUCUGAAGUUUGGACUUUUCUGUGACCCCUUUUGUGCAGGAAACCUUGUGGCCACUGCUGCUCUUUCUGACUGGGGAAGCAUGGACUAUGCCUGCAAGAUUUUCCGGCGUAUUGAUGAACCAGAAGCUUUCUUGUUCAACACCAUGAUCAGAGGACACGUCAAGGAUAUGAACUGGGGUCAAGCCUUGAUACUCUACUGUGAAAUGUUGGAGAGUGGAGUUGAGCCUGAUAAUUUCACUUACCCACCUCUGCUCAAGGCCUGUGCUAGGUUAUCUGCACUUGAGGAAGGAGUACUGAUUCAUGGGCAUACCUUUAAGCUUGGGUUUCAAGGUGAUUUAUUUGUGCAAAAUAGUUUAAUCAACAUGUAUGGAAAAAGUGGGAGAAUUGAACUUAGCUGUGACGUGUUUGAUCAAAUGCUUGAAAGGAGUGUUGCUUCGUGGAGUGCUAUUAUUUCUGUUCAUGCUAGUUUAGGCAAGUGGUGGGAGUGUCUCAUGCUUUUUGGGGAUAUGAUGGGUGAGGAGGGAAGGUUGAGGGCUGAGGAGAGUGUAUUAGUUAGUGUGCUUUCUGCUUGCACCCAUCUGGGUGCUCUUGAUUUGGGAAGGUGCACACAUGGGUACUUGUUGAGGAACAUUAGUGGACACAAUGUGAUAGUAGAGACUUCCUUAAUAGAUAUGUAUGUGAAAUGUGGGUGUCUGGAGAAAGCGUUGUGUUUGUUCAACCAGAUGGCCAAGAAGAAGAAGAACCAGCUGUCCUACUCAGUGAUGAUCUCAGGGCUGGCUAUGCAUGGACAUGGUAGGAAGGCUCUGGAGGUCUUCUCUGAAAUGCUUGAAGAAGGAUUGACACCGGACGAGAUUGUGUAUAUGAGUGUUCUGAGUGCUUGUAGUGAUGCUGGCAUGGUUGAUGAGGGUCUGCAAUGGUUUAAGAGGAUGAAAUCCGAGCAUGGAGUUGAACCAACAGUUGAACAUUAUGGCUGUAUUGUAGAUCUUUUUGGAAGAGCAGGGAUGUUGAAUGAAGCAUUCGAGUUCAUUAAGAGCAUGCCCAUCAAGCCGAAUGACAUUAUAUGGAGGAGCCUUCUUAGUGCUUGUAGAGUUCAUGGUAACUUGGAAAUAGGAGAGACUGCAGCAGAAAAUUUAGUCAAGAUGAAUUCUCAGAACCCUGGUGACUAUGUGGUGCUUUCAAACAUGUAUGCAAAAUCUCAGAAGUGGGACAAUGUUGCUAGGAUUCGAACCGAAAUGGCUUCAAAGGGAUUGAUGCCAAAUCUUGGGUUCAGCAUGGUUGAGGUGAAGAGAAAGGUUUUCAAGUUUGUCUCACAGGACAUGUCAUACCCCCAGUGUGAAGGUGUACAUGAGAUGAUACACCAAAUGGAAUGGCAACUCAGAUUUGAAGAGUAUGCUCCAGACACUUCACUUGUUUUGCUUGAUGUAGAUGAAGAAGAGAAGAUAGAGAGACUAAAGUAUCACAGUCAGAAGUUAGCUAUAGCUUUUUCUCUUAUACAUACUUCUCAAGGAUCUCCUAUAAGAAUAGUUAGAAAUCUCAGAAUGUGCAGUGACUGUCACACUUACACUAAACUCAUUUCAGUGAUCUAUGAACGAGAGAUUACUGUUAGAGAUCGAAAUCAGUUCCACCAUUUCAAAAAUGGAAUGUGCUCUUGUAGAGAUUACUGGUAAAUCAAAGAUUUUUCUUUCCUCUUUCUUUUC
Humulus lupulus (European hop) is the source of this 2077-nucleotide messenger RNA. Its product is annotated as pentatricopeptide repeat-containing protein At1g31920. Gene Ontology annotation, molecular function: RNA binding; protein binding; zinc ion binding. The record is from RefSeq and is a predicted model, not a curated record. Gene Ontology annotation, biological process: RNA modification. The transcript has a single exon. The coding region runs from base 227 to 2047 and encodes 606 amino acids. Lineage: Eukaryota; Viridiplantae; Streptophyta; Magnoliopsida; Rosales; Cannabaceae.